This is a messenger RNA of Staurois parvus, 395 nucleotides long. The record is from the annotation of a GenBank genome assembly. Lineage: Eukaryota; Metazoa; Chordata; Amphibia; Anura; Ranidae.
CAGCUUGUCACAUGGUACAAGGCUGUUGUGAAUAGCCUUGUAUCAUGUGAUUUCUGUGAUCAUUCACAGAUUUCACUAGUAGUAAGCAAUGAUGUCAGAAGUGACAUCUUGCUUACUACUAUUCAUGUGAUCACUGAUUGGCCAAUCAGUGAUCACAUGAAGAGUAGUAAGCAAGAGGUCACUUCUGACAUCAUUGCUUACUAUGUGUGAAAUCUGUGAAUGAUCACAGAGGUCACAUAGUACAAGGCUAUUCACAACAGCCUUGUACCAUGUGAAAAGCUGUGACCAAUCACAGCUCACACAGUAUUUCUCAAUGGCUGCAAGAAUGCAGCCAGAGAGGAGAAAUGAUUGCUUUUACAGCCUAUAUGGGUGUAAAAAAAAAAAAAAAAAAAAAA